Molecule: messenger RNA, 1020 nt
Organism: Parnassius apollo (apollo)
Lineage: Eukaryota; Metazoa; Arthropoda; Insecta; Lepidoptera; Papilionidae
Source: the annotation of a GenBank genome assembly
AUGUCACUCGUGCAACGCACUCCGCCACCUGUGUCCGAGAGUGGAUUACUACAAGUACAAUCCGAGCCCGAUAUGGUGACUGCCAUGCGUUACGAGGAUGAAAUUGAAACCUCCAACGUUUCUACACGCAAAAAGCGCCCACGUCUUGAUGGAUCACCGUUAGACGAAUAUUCUAGGCUGAAAAAAGAUAUUCAACAGAUGUUUAAGAACUGGGCAGCUGAACAAGACUUAAAAUUUUCGAAAUUGAUAACCGAAAUUUCCGAUUUGAAACAGCAAAAUAGAGUUAUACAAGAGACUAAUUUGGAGAUACGCAAAUUUAUGACAUUUGCCUCCACAGAAUAUGAUGAUAUGAGAAAAAAGAUAGCAAAAUUAGAAAAAGAACGUUCCGAGUACACUGAAAAUUUAAUGAAAAUGGAAAGAAAAAUACUCGAUCUACAGGUUAAGUCCCGCACGGCAUCAAUAGAAUUUAGAAAUAUCCCUAUGCAAGAAAGGGAGACGACCGAUGACCUGCUUUCCAUAGUAAGCAGCGUAUGUAAUGCUCUGCAUAUUCCCAUCAAACACGAUGAAGUGCGGGAUGUUUACCGUCUACCGGGUAAACCUGAAACGAAUAAAACUAUCGUGGCCGAAUUUGUAACGGUGCGCGGCAAAAAUAAUAUUUUGUCAGCGGCUAGAAAUUUCAAUAAAAAGAAACCGACCGAAGAAAAACUUAACUCCGAAUCCAUUGGGUUAUCUGGUAAGCGCAUACCAAUAUAUAUUUCAGAAUAUUUACCACCAAGCUCCAAAGCCCUAUUUCGAAAAGCUAGAAUGUACGCCAAAGACAAUAAAUACCAAUAUUGCUGGACGACUAAUGGCCAAGUUUUUAUCCGAAAAUUGACUGGUGAAAGGUCUAUUAGAAUUGAUUCUGAUAACUUUUUUCUCUCUAAGCCAACUGAAAUGGAGAAUGCAGAACCCAAUCGAGAAAUGUCAUUCCAGAGCGAUUUGGAGAAAUUUAGUCAGCAGAAUAAGAUUACGUAUAUAUAA